This is a messenger RNA of Phyllostomus discolor (pale spear-nosed bat), 1124 nucleotides long. RefSeq names its product alpha-1,4-N-acetylglucosaminyltransferase (gene A4GNT). Gene Ontology annotation, biological process: protein O-linked glycosylation. The record is from RefSeq and is a predicted model, not a curated record. Lineage: Eukaryota; Metazoa; Chordata; Mammalia; Chiroptera; Phyllostomidae. Gene Ontology annotation, molecular function: acetylglucosaminyltransferase activity.
AUGCUGAAGGAGCUCCAGCUCUUCCUGUUGGCCAUCCUGCUGCUUUCCUGUGGCUUCCUCUAUCAGCUCACCCUGAAGUCCAGCUUCUUCUCCUGCCCUGCCCCCAACAAGUCCCAGCAGGGGCUGGGAGCCCUCCUGGGCAAGGGGAGCAGCAUUGUGUUUCUAGAGACCUCUGAGAGAACAGAGCCUCCCCCGCUGGUCUCCUGUGCUGUGGAGUCGGCUGCCAAGGUUUAUCCUGAGCAGCUGGUGGCGUUCUUUAUGAAGGGUCUCAGUCAUUCCCUGCAGAUGCCUCCAAACUCCACCUCCCCAGCCUUUUCCCUCCUCUCAGCAAUAGACAACGUCUUCCUUCCUUUGGAUAUGAAAAGGCUGUUUGAAGACACACCAUUGUUUUCAUGGUACACUCAAAUCAACGCCAGUGCACAGAGAAACUGGGUGCACGUCAGCUCAGAUGCGUCCCGCCUGGCCAUCAUCUGGAAGUAUGGGGGCAUCUACAUGGACACCGAUGUCAUCUCUGUCAGGCCCAUCCCCCAGGAGAACUUUUUGGCUGCACAGGCUUCUCAGUACGCUAGUAAUGGCGUGUUUGGAUUCCUCCCCCACCACACCUUCCUGUGGGAGUGCAUGGAGAACUUUGUUGAACACUACAACUCUCACAUUUGGGGCAACCAGGGACCUGAUUUGAUGACAAGGAUGUUGAGACUGUGGUGCAAACUUGAAGACUUUCAGGGGAUAAGUGACCUCAGGUGUUCGAACUUGUCCUUUCUACAUCCCCAAAGAUUUUACCCCAUCUCCUACCCAGAGUGGAGGCGCUACUAUGAAGUCUGGGACACAGACCCCAGCUUCAAUGAAUCUUACGCCCUGCAUCUGUGGAACUACAUGAACCAGGAAGGGAGGGAUGUGGUUAGAGGCAGCAACACACUGGCAGAGAAUCUCUACCGAAAGCACUGUCCCAGGACCUACAGGGAUCUGAUUCAAGGUCCCCCAGGCUUGGUGACUGGGGAGUUGGGUCCAGGGAACAAAUAGAGCCAAUGUUGGUUCUUGCUGCUACAUCAGGACACUAAGCACUGCCUGGGGAACCAUGCUUUCCCUUGAUCACCACUCUCCCCUGGAUGUGGGGUCUUAACCAG